AUGUCCACCACAGCAGUUGCACCCAUGAUCGCCCACACAGUGGGUGGCCCAGUGAGACUAACAGGAGCACGUCCAACCAACAAAUUACCUCAAUUUCUCAUCGAUGAGGCACAGAUUGAGGAAAAGCAAUCCUUCGAUGCCAACCGACACAUGAACUAUCAGCCUCCUUCGAAGAUUUAUACCAUGAAGGAGAUUGGCCUUGAAGGCCAGGGAAUCUCCCCAAACGCAGUCACGGCGCCAUUCCAACUUUUCACUGAGGAAGCGAUUAAGCAGAUGAGGGCUGAGAUAUUUAGCAAGGCGGUAUUGGAUGAAUGCCAGUACACGUCGGCCUUUGUGAAAAACACUAUUCGGGGGAUGGGACCAGCACGCGCACCAUUUAUCUGUGAUGCCUGGCGCUCCCCCGAAGUUCUUGCGAAGAUUUCAGAGGUCGCUGGCAUUGAACUUAUCCCUUCCAUGAACUAUGAGAUUGCCGCUAUCAACAUUUCCGUAAACGAUCAGACUACGACAGUCAUGAAAGCAGAGGAUGAUGAUUUGCCUGCCUUCGCAUGGCACCGAGACAGUUACCCAUUCGUCUGUGUUACGAUGCUCUCUGAUUGCACCGGUAUGGUUGGAGGAGAGACUGCACUCAAGACGGCGAGCGGCGAAAUCAUGAAAGUUCGCGGGCCUGCGAUGGGAACCGCUGUUGUCAUGCAAGGUAGAUAUAUUGAGCAUCAGGCACUGAAGGCAUUCGGAGGACGUGAGCGGAUUAGCAUGAUUACCUCGUUCCGCGCAAAGUCUCCGCAUGUCCGAGACGAGACUGUCCUUACUGGAGUUCGGCCUAUCAGUAACGUGUUAGAGCUGUACAGGGAAUGGUCCGAAUACAGACUGAAGGUCCUCGAGGAGCGGAUUCGGGCUGAAUUGGAGAACGAACGGCAACAGCAACUGGGCCAGCGCCCCUUCAACGUUUCGGACAUGAAGACGUUUUUGAUCCAACAGAGGGAGUUCUUGGAUGCUACGAUUGCAGAAUUGAUCGAGUAG
Molecule: messenger RNA, 1017 nt
Organism: Aspergillus pseudonomiae
Lineage: Eukaryota; Fungi; Ascomycota; Eurotiomycetes; Eurotiales; Aspergillaceae
Exons: 3
Coding region: 1-1017 (338 amino acids)
Source: RefSeq, a predicted model, not a curated record